CCGACUACGUAUGCGUGAUGACGUCAUGCGGCGACCCGUGUGUGAUACUGUCGCCAUAGAAACGGUUUGUUUGAGGCUUUGAGCGACGGGCUGAAAACAAAAUGAAAUUGAAGCGGUUUCUUUUAAGAUAUUAUCCACCAGGGAUAAUUCUAGAAUAUGAACAAGGAGGAUGUUGUGAGGAUUAAAUCAAUCGACCUUCUGGAUUUGUCUCCAGAAACAAACCCAGACCAGUUAGUGUCAGAGAUCAGACAAGCUGAGCCUCUGAUCACAGAGUCCCGUGCUGAUCAGGUCAGACACUUGAUCCUACGACUUCAGCAGAAACAGGGCCAGCAGGACCACCAAGAGUUGCACAACUGCAAGGUGCUUACAGCGCACAUACUGCCACUGACAAACAUUGCCUUUGACAAAUCAGGCUCAAGGUUUAUAACUGGGAGCUACGACAGAACAUGUAGGGUUUGGGACACAGCCUCAGGCACAGAGCUUCACAAACUUGAGGGUCACAGAAAUGUGGUGUAUGCCAUUGCAUUCAACAACCCUUAUGGAGACAAGAUUGCCACUGGCUCUUUUGAUAAAACCUGCAAGCUGUGGUGUGCUGAGACUGGAAAAUGUUUUUAUACCUUUCGGGGGCAUAUGGCAGAAGUAGUGUGCCUGGCGUUUAAUCCUCAGAGUACCCUGGUGGCCACAGGCAGCAUGGAUGCAACUGCCAAGUUGUGGGAUGUGAUGAAUGGAGAGGAGGUGGCUACUUUAGCUGGUCACACUGCAGAGGUCCUGUCUCUCUGCUUUAACACAUCAGGCAGUCAGCUCGUCACUGGUUCCUUUGACCACACUGUUUCUAUAUGGGAUGUUGCUUCAGGAAGGCGUGUUCACGUUCUGCGAGGUCACACUGGGGAAAUAAGCAAUGUUCAGUUUAACUGGGACUGCUCCCUCAUAGUCACAGGCUCCAUAGAUAAAAACAGCAAGCUGUGGGACGCCAGCAGCGGGAAGUGUGUGGCCACUCUCGAUGGUCACAAAGAAGAAGUGCUGGAUGUGUGUUUUGAUUUAACUGGCCAGCUCAUUGCUUCAGCUUCUGCUGAUGGAACCGCACGAGUGUACAGUGCCGCCACACACCAAUGCCUUGUGACACUAGAGGGCCAUGAGGGAGAGAUUUCAAAGAUCUGUUUCAGUCCCCAGGGCAGCAGGUUACUGACUGCCAGCGCGGAUAGGACGGCUCGUCUCUGGGAUGUUCAGUCUGGAGUUUGCCUUCAGGUCUUGGAGGGGCAUAGGGACGAGAUCUUCUCAUGUGUCUUCAACUAUGAGGGCAACACCAUCAUUACAGGCAGCAAGGACAACACAUGCCGGAUCUGGUACUGACUCUUCCCCUGGGCUACAGAAUGAGGCAGGUAGUUCACUCUAAAGCAUGUCCAGGAGCCAGUCAAAGAGGCUGGAGAGACACCUGCCCUCCUCUUGUUCUUUCUCAUGGAUCUUACAGAACUGAAUGACAGCGCUGAACAAGUCUGCAAUCUGCCACGACUUCUGAGACAUCAGGUGGACCACCUUUUGGAACUGAGGAAACAAAAAUCCAAAAAUAAACAUUCACUUUGGCAAGUUUAUGAGGAUUAUUACUGGACAUAUAUAUAUAUAUAUAUAUAUAUAUAUAUAUAUGGUCAGUAAUAGUAAUCUAAAUACUGACAUCUUCACUUCCUGUGUCAUAACUGAUGAGUUAUCUGCUUUUCUUUCAUCAAGCAGUUUAAUUUUUAAGUUCCAACAGACUUCAUAGAAAUACGGACAUUUGUGUCAUGUUUCCCAAGGACACACAAUUUUUACACCGUCAGUAAAAUUCAGUUAAUAAAAAGAAAGCUGGACACAAAAAU
Thalassophryne amazonica is the source of this 1850-nucleotide messenger RNA. It is a transcript of the gene daw1, whose product is annotated as dynein assembly factor with WDR repeat domains 1. Bases 157 to 1350 code for a protein of 397 amino acids. Gene Ontology annotation, biological process: mRNA splicing, via spliceosome. Gene Ontology annotation, cellular component: U4/U6 x U5 tri-snRNP complex. Gene Ontology annotation, molecular function: protein binding; U4 snRNA binding; U6 snRNA binding. Lineage: Eukaryota; Metazoa; Chordata; Actinopteri; Batrachoidiformes; Batrachoididae. The record is from RefSeq and is a predicted model, not a curated record. The transcript is spliced from 14 exons.